Seminavis robusta is the source of this 1455-nucleotide messenger RNA. The record is from the annotation of a GenBank genome assembly. Lineage: Eukaryota; Bacillariophyta; Bacillariophyceae; Naviculales; Naviculaceae.
AUGAGCCGGUCCUCUGACAACCAAAAAGGAUCGGAGAGAUCUCCAAUGCUUGGCGGUGAAAUUGGACGAGGUCUCACAGCAGAGGAUUAUGAAUCUCACGCCAACCAUGAAGCCUCCGCUCCAGGCCACCGAAAAACCCAGUCUCUCCUGACGAUUCCAACAGGUGGUGAAAGGCAUCGUGGGAGACACCAUCGACACAAGUCCUCCAUUGGACAGUUGAUGGAAACAGUCGCUGAAGGCGUGCAAACUGAAGCCACUAUGGUAAAACAUGCCUUCAAACGGGAACUGGAAGACGCAGAUCUUGGAAAUCGUUAUUUCUUGGACAUGAACUUGACAAGAUCGCUGUCUAUUUUACCCGAAGAUAUCCAAGAGUUCUCUGUGGAAGCUGUCGGCCGACAAUCCAUUAGCUUGUUGGUGCCCUCAAUCGAUCAAGAUGAAGAAGAAGAACAACCACCGCCAACACCUGUGGCCACGUUGAGCAGUUACCUGGCCCUAUUAAGUGCUGUUUUAGCAGUUUCCUCCAAUGGAACUGCUCUUGCUCUGCUGCAUGAUGUGCAUCCUGCCAUUAAGCUCUUUUGGAGGAUGACAGCAGUGGCCACAGUCCUUAGUUUUUUUGCCAUCAAGACCAUGAUAAAACAAUAUCAAAGCGAAGAAAAGCAGUUCCUGCCAAAGCUAAGUUGGAACCACUGGGUGACAUUCUUCUUGGCAGCUAUUUGUUUCUUUUUCCAUACCUUGUUACUCUUCACUGCCUUGACGAUGACGUCGAUUGGCAAUGCCGUCAUUGGAGCCAACUCCCAGGCUUUGCUUUUGGUUCUAGGAAAACUCCUGACCGGACAGCGAGUCGUCAUGAUAGAGGGGCUAGGAGUUUUGAUAGCCUUUGUUGGUUGUAUUUUGUGUUCAGGUGAUGAAGCUAGCGAUGAUGACAACGACGGAGAUGGCGAUAAGGACGUCAAAUUCACAGCCAUCAUCGGUGAUUUGUUGGCACUUGGGUCUGCUGCUCUAGGAGUCUGCUAUCUCACCUUUGCCAAAGCCAUUCGAAGUCAUAUAUCAGUCACGGUCUUUAUGUUUCUGGUCGUGCUGACAGGAUCUGUCCUGUGUUUCCUUUACAUUUGCUGUGCAGGGAUUUCCUUUUCGUGGGGCAACGACCCACGCAACGGCCUCUUCGGGUGGAUGACUCUUGAGGGUCAACAUGUCUUUAUUAUCCUUUACGUGGCCAUUGUGUGCAAUGUGGUUGGGACUAUGGGCUUUGUUCGGGCCAUGGCACACUUCGACAAUAUCAUCAUUGCAGUUGCAACCCUGUUGGAGCCUAUGAUUGCAACUCUGAUUGCCUUCGUCCUUGGUGUGGGAGACUUGCCUGGAAAACUUGGAUGGAUGGGUAAUUUCUUUGUUGCUUUGGGUACUCUUGGUGUGGUGUAUCCAUCAAUUCACGACAACUCUGGUGGUGGCGGACACUAA